AUGGAUCAAAUGGAUAUUGCAAAAAAAGAAAUGAUACAUGAAUGCUUCUCUCAAUAUGAAGAUGAUAUAACAGAACAACCAAAGAUUGGAGAUUUUCAAAAUAACUACAAUGAAACGGAAGCUAUAUGGUGGUAUACACGAGAUUGUUUUCUUUAUCGUUUAUUAAAUAAAGCACUUCGAACAGAAAAUAUAGAUAUAUUUAAGUUUCGAUUUUUUAUUAAAGAACUUUUUCAUCAAUUGAAAGAUGCAUCCGACGUUUAUACAAAAGAGAUAAUCGAAUGUGGCAUUGAAACAUUUUCUCUCUAUCGUGGACAAAGUAUUGCUUUCGACAAAUUGCAAAAACUCAAACAAUGUGUCAAUGGAUUAAUAUCGUUUAAUACAUUUUUAUCAACAACUAUCGAUCGAGAUGUUGCUGUUGUUGAUGCUGGUGAUGGUUCUGGCACACCUGUUAUCGAGUCUGUUUUAUUUGAAAUGAUCGUCAAUAUAAAUGUAAACAGAAAAACACCGUUUGCUAAUAUUAAACAUCUGAGUUAUUUUAAAGAUGAAGAUGAAAUUCUAUUCUUUAUAUGA
This is a messenger RNA of Rotaria sp. Silwood2, 570 nucleotides long. Lineage: Eukaryota; Metazoa; Rotifera; Eurotatoria; Philodinida; Philodinidae. The record is from the annotation of a GenBank genome assembly.